Molecule: messenger RNA, 3693 nt
Organism: Fusarium tjaetaba
Lineage: Eukaryota; Fungi; Ascomycota; Sordariomycetes; Hypocreales; Nectriaceae
Exons: 8
Coding region: 1-3693 (1230 amino acids)
Source: RefSeq, a predicted model, not a curated record
AUGUUACAACCACAACACGUCAUAGAAAUUAGUGACGACGAUGGUGACGACGCGCCUGAGAUCGAAGAAAGUGAAUGGAAGAAGAAGCUGUUCGCAUCCUUGAAUGCCAUUCAGGCAGAACCUAAACUUGUAUCCUUCAAAAACUACCAGGCGUUCGUCAACCCAGGUCUCAAGAUUGGGGGGCAGCAAAUAAUACCGCUACCUCUAACAGAUCACUAUGCCGAUAUCAUCAAAGAGCUGAGCCACUCGGUUCAGGGUACUGACAACAAGGUCCAGAACGUCUGGGAGCUUGACCGUGCGCAAUUCGACUUGAUCAAUCCGGCCUGGCGGUCAUGUCUGGACAGGAUAGCACAAGAAAUCACCAAGGAACUGGACAUAGAAAACGCCUUGCUGAGUCCAAAAAGGUUGACACUUCAAGGGCCGGGCCCCGUGGCCGAGCAAGACCUAAGACUUGAGCAAUCAGAUCACAUUGUUGGCCACAUUUCCAUUUGUCUGCCGUCUGAGCAUCAGGGUGGAGAUAUUGGUGUAUCUCUUGGUGGAAGAAGGAAAACUGUAUCAACUGCAGCUUCAUUGGCUCUCGACCUGUCCGUCAUUGGCUGGAUUUCUCCUGCACACAGCCUGGCCACCGAACUGGUCUCCGGGUAUCGGCUCACUAUCUCGUACAUAGUCCAUCGGUUCAACAAUGGGCAAAGUACUGUCCCUUCAUCGUACGUGGGAAGCGGCCGCGUGGAAGAAGUUCUUCAGAUGUGGCAGCGCCGACAUUUUGGUACCAAAAAGAUACUGUAUAAAUUGGACGACAAGGAAGACACGGGGGUAUUAUCUCUCCGAGAAGCAAGGGACCGAGACAAGGCAGUAUGUGAAGCCUUGUCCAUGGCUUGUUCAGAAGCUGGGCUUUACAUGCUGUUCGCUGAAAUCACGCAUGAGGUGACCGAUGAUCUCACUUGCAAAACCGUGGAAAGUUCAAUUAACGGACUCUUCACGCCUGAAUGCCAAUACUUGGCAGAAAACAAAGAGCUUGAUGCAGAAAAUGAGGUCUUGGGCUUUGAUGUGGAUCGGCAAUGGGACCUUGAAUCUGCCAGCGAUGAUGAUGAGGGCAUGAGUAAUGAAUAUCUCAUGGAAGAGCACGAGAUGACUCGCCGUUGGCACGACCAUGCAGUUCUGCUGAUACCGAAAGAAGGCUUGCUGGACCUGGUGAGACCAGAUGGCAGUCAAAACACAUCUCGGCGGCCAGGACAACCUACUCGAGUUCAAGAGGCCCAUCAUCCAGGCGUGGCACCUGUUGUGGCGAUGGUCGUCGAUGACUUGGAGAAGAAUCCUGCCGGUGCAAUCAAGGUGGCAGAAAACAUAAUCGACAAGCUUUGCGACUCUGGGAACGACACGCAAGUGCUAUGCACAUGCAUCAACCCCAUUGUGAACUGGUGCUUGAGGUCUGGUUAUAUGCCACUAUACACAACAGCUUUCCGGAAAACACCCAUAACUGUUGUGCAUGUACUUGCAGAGUAUCUUGCGAGCAAGUAUGAAGGCACAGAAGAUUCUAUUAAUUGGAAGGAAUGGCUUCAUGAAAUCACAAAGAAGCCCAUUAAGCAACUUGGAAUAUUGUAUCGCGACUUUUCACGGACUAUCCUGGCUGUCAGUCCACCUGUAUGGAAAUCCUUUGAUGAAUGGUCGGAGACAAUAAUGGACGAGAAGCUCAACACAGAGCUCAAUUGGGAGUAUAAGGAUCUGGAAAUGAUUCUCGACUUGAUGCGGCUCCGUUGCGACAGUACUCAAUGGAUUGUCAACAGGCUUAAGCCUGCGGAAGAAGCUUGGUUGGUCGAGACUCCAAGACACGAUCUGAUCUGCGGGCCUUUUGUUCGGCUCAUCACUGAGUGCCAUGCUAUAGGAGCAUUUGUAGAAGCUUCUAAGGUAAUUGAAGACACGUUCUCUCUGUUUUUAGCAGAGAAAGCGAGAUGGAUUCUUGUCAAAGAUCCAUUCGGCGUCAUCUACUGCUUGAUCACCCCCCUCAUUCGUUUAGCCGCAGACGGCCUAUCGAGGAAAAUACCAGCUUUGUCGGAUACUCUUGAGCUUCUUGUGCGCAAAAUCAUCCGCCUUGACUUGCCCAGGCAAUCUCAGCCUGGCAGCGGAUUGGUUUUCCGGGAGCGAGGUUGUGGGUUCUGUGAGGAUUGUGCUGAACUGGAUCGAUUCCUGACUUCGCCUCAUGAGACUGUCUGGGAUUUCAACGCACCAAAAACUCGAAGGUUACAUAUCGAGCACGCUAUUGGGAUAGAGGCCCAGGCUGAACCUGACUUACGGAGCUGGGCUUUCAACUACAAUGGCUUAAAGAGAGUUCUUCAACCUCUCCGAGGUGACUUCAUGAGGAAGGCACUUGGUGAGCAACGAUACCAUGAGAUCAUCUUGCUGGCGGGAUUUCUUGACAAGAUAAACCGACUCUUUGCGCCUCCAAAAUAUUACCACAAAGUCAACAAAGAGCCCAGGCCUGCUCGAGCUGGCGAGUUGGACCACACUAUGUCCGACUCUUCCGGUGAGGGAUCUGAAAGUUACUCAGUUGACGAAUAUGCCGAGAGUAAACAAGCGUUGUCAUGUACGCUCGACUCAAUCCGAUCUACUGGUGAAAUUGGUACCUUCUAUAUUCAUAGUGAAUGCGCCAAUCCGGGUCUUGUAAUCGGAGGGGAUCGUCCUAUCCGCCUACCACUAGACGAGGAUGAUGCACGGGCAAUAAUGAGCAUUUGCCAACGGGUGCCAUCUGAACACCGCAACAGGAUACUUGUCGACACUACGGUACGCAAUACAUGGGAGCUCGAUGCCUCGGAAUUCAAUCUCGUUAACAAGAACUGGUUCGAAGACUUCAGCUCAAGGAUACUGCGUGAUACGGCCAAAGGACUCGGUAUGUUCGAACUACGAGCCGAUCCUCGCAGGCUUUUCCUCUACGAACCCGGGUCGUUCUUCCAAACCCAUGGUGAUUCAGAAAAGGAACAAUACAUAAUCGGAACUCUUGCCAUCCCCAAUGAUGGUGUCUCAGGCCUCAUCUCGGAAUGUGCUUUGGAGUUCGAGAACAUGCAAUUUUUUCUGAAAUGCUUCAGCACUUUGAUGGCAAAGAACAAGCGAUCGAUUGGAAUCAUUGUGAAGGAAGUCAGAUCUUAUCUGUCUAAGACCUCGUGGCAUCAAGGCUCCCAGCUCAUCGGGGAGCUGAAUGGAGCCUAUCUCAAUUCUGCGGGGCAUGAAGCUUUGCGUAUAGUGGAGCAGAGCUGCAAAACACUCAAUGGCAACAAAGAGUCUUGGCUCCCAAGGGAUAAGUAUGGUAUGUUUGACAAGUCUCUUGAAGCUCUCCUCAAGAUUCUGGAGGCAAACAAGGCGCCUCCAAUUCCAGCAGUGCAGGGUUUCCUGGAAACCGCGCUGCGAGAGGUAAUGGAGGCUGAUUCAAAGGCCCAGCUGAUGAUCACAAAGCUAGGCACCAAUUUCGACAAGGAAUUGCGUUACUGGCAACAAGCCUUUGGAGAAGUGGAGAGCAAGCUCUCUGGGUUGAGAGGUAACUACUUGAAAGGUCUUUUGGGUGAUGAGAAGUAUAAAGAGCUUGUCCUAUUGGAAAAGUCUGGACAGGAAGACUUGCGUAAAAUUCUAGCAAGCAAGAGACCGCUAGUGGAGGACAGCGAUGCACCGCUAGGUGUCUACACGAAGCGCCCGCGUGCAGAUUAA